Molecule: messenger RNA, 1638 nt
Organism: Drosophila grimshawi
Lineage: Eukaryota; Metazoa; Arthropoda; Insecta; Diptera; Drosophilidae
Product: peritrophin-44
Exons: 2
Coding region: 29-1468 (479 amino acids)
Cellular component (GO): extracellular region
Molecular function (GO): chitin binding
Source: RefSeq, a predicted model, not a curated record
GCAAUUGUAACUCUCUAAACCUGGGAAAAUGUCGAGGCGACUAGUUUGGAUAAACUACCAUGUCCUUUGUUUAUUGCUCAUCACAUCCCUAUCAAUUCUUAGUCAAGCAAACGGUGAAAGGGGCGACUGUGGUAGUGGGGGUGGAGUUGAUAUUUACUCUGAUGACUGUGGUAUUUAUUUCCAAUGUCUGAAUGGAGUUCGUAUAAAACAGAAGUGCUCAGAUGAAAGCUGUGUCGAUGUGAAUUUCGAAUGUAUCUCAGCGAAUAAAAUAUGUUUGGAAGGUGAGCUUCUAGAGGAUCCAAACAACUGCGACGGCUACGUGGAAUGCAUUAAUGGAAAACUGAUAACAUUGAAAUGUCCUGAUGGGAGCUAUUUCAAUCCAGCGUUGAAAAGCUGUGUAAUUGACGAGAAUGGGAUCUGCGAUGUAACAACUGGAAAAUGUUUGGAAGGUGAGCUUCAAGAGGAUCCAAACAACUGCGACGGCUACGUGGAAUGCAUUAAUGGAAAACUGAUAGCAUUGAAAUGUCCUGAUGGGAGCUAUUUCAAUCCUACGUUGAAAAGCUGUGUAAUCGAUGAGAAUGGGAUCUGCGAUGCAACAACUGGAAAAUGUUUGGAAGGUGAGCUUCAAGAGGAUCCAAACAACUGCGACGGCUACGUGGAAUGCAUUAAUGGAAAACUGAUAGCAUUGAAAUGUCCUGAUGGGAGCUAUUUGAAUCCUACGUUGAAAAGCUGUGUAAUCGAUGAGAAUGGGAUCUGCGAUGCAACAACUGGAAAAUGUUUGGAAGGUGAGCUUCAAGAGGACCCAAACAACUGCGACGGCUACGUGGAAUGCAUUAAUGGAAAACUGAUAGCAUUGAAAUGUCCUGAUGGGAGCUAUUUCAAUCCUACGUUGAAAAGCUGUGUAAUCGAUGAGAAUGGGAUCUGCGAUGCAACAACUGGAAAAUGUUUGGAAGGUGAGCUUCAAGAGGAUCCAAACAACUGCGACGGCUACGUGGAAUGCAUUAAUGGAAAACUGAUAGCAUUGAAAUGUCCUGAUGGGAGCUAUUUCAAUCCAGCGUUGAAAGUUUGUAUAAUCGAUAAGAAUGGAAUCUGCGAUGCAACAACUGGAAAAUGUUUAGAAGGUGUACUUCAGGAGGGUCCUAAUAGCUGCAAUGAUUUCUUGCAAUGCAUUAGUGGAAAACUGAUAGCUUUCAAAUGUGGCGAUGGUAAAUAUUUCAAUUCCACCUUGAAAGUCUGUCUCCACAGUGAGAAUGGAAUCUGUACUACCACACCUGAAAACUGCACAGAAGGUGAAGUUAAGGAGGAUUUUGAAGACUGCUCCGCUUUUUUGGAGUGCAUCAAUGGUGAACUGAAAAAGAGGCUAUGUUCAUCUGGCAGUUACUUUGACAGCCCAUUGGGGAGCUGCAUUAUUGACGUUGAUGGGGUUUGUGCUUCGUUGUCGAAUAAUUGCGCAGAAGGAGAGUGUUAGUCCAAUGGUUUAUUAGGUACACCCUGUUUUCUGUCUAUUAUCCAAUUAAUGAAAGAAGUUAAUAAUAAACCAUCCAAGUUGAUUAUCUUUUCACACAUUUACACCAAUUAAGUUACAGUCAAAUAAAUGUAUGCCUACAGACAGACCGAUUGUGCUGAUACAUAUGUAAA